Microbotryum saponariae is the source of this 3069-nucleotide messenger RNA. Lineage: Eukaryota; Fungi; Basidiomycota; Microbotryomycetes; Microbotryales; Microbotryaceae. The record is from the annotation of a GenBank genome assembly.
AUGUCAGACGGCCGAGUGGACGAGCGAUCUCGUCUGAACGUGCUCCAUCACCCCACGCCGGUCGCGAUCCCGGCCUCGAGAUCGAUGCAGCUGCUCGACGGGGACCGCUUCGAGGCGACCGUGUUCGACGAGCCGCCGCCCCACCGGCAUCCUGGGCCGAACCAAUACCGCGGCCACCGCGACAGUCGCGACCACCGCGAGCCACUCGAGCCGCUCGAGCCACACGCGGACGACGGCUUCGACCAGCAGCGCACCCAGUCACGACGAUCACAACAAGACUCGCGCCCUCGCUCAGAGUACUCGUCCACCUCCGCAUCCACACGUCGUCCGCACCGCGUCGUUGACCGCGGUACUGCUGCUGCCGGCUACUCCGCAAGUCUGGGGGGCGCGACGGGGGCGGGGGCGGGGGCUGGGAUAGGGACAGGGGCCACUGCUCCACCAUCGUACUCGACGCGGCAACUCGCCCCAUCUCGAGUUAUACCUGGGUCGGCUUCGACCCGAGCGCCUUCUACGACCGCGACCGCGACCGCGACCACUUCGAGCAAGAGAAAGAACCACCACCCGAGCAGCAACACCCACUAUCCCGCUGCUGCGUCCACGACCACUCAUCACUCGCCCUGGCCAGCUCACCUCGCGCCCCAACGUCAGCAAGCGUAUCAAAGCACCUCGGCUGCAGGUUCGACCGCCGCGAAGUCGCACAAAAGCACCAUCUCGAGACGGCUGCGCGCUAAGGACCGCGACCGUGACCAAUUGGACUCGGCGUCGGAGAGCGGCGUAUCGCUCAUAUCCAACUUCCAUGCGACUCGCACUCGUCGCACCGACGACAACAGAUCUUCCGACAAAGCUCGCCAAACACGGAGGGCUCUGCUCCAACAGACCGACUCGCCCGUGCGGCGGUGGACCAAGUCGUUCGAGCCCGCUGUCGGUCCAACCCGAACGCUCACCUUGGCCGUCGCGUUCGUCGUGCUCGUCAAGUGCAUCGUCGGACUUGGAGAGUACUCGGGUAAGCGAUGUCGUAUUUGCUGGUGAAGAAGGCUAAACUGUGAGACGAACAUCCGUGGUCUGAUGCUGGAUAUGGUCGUCGCAGGUUUCGGAGUCCCUCCCUUGCGCGGCGAUCUCGAAGCCCAGCGGCAUUGGCUCUCUCUCACGUCUGCAACACUCACUUCCAAGUGGCUGCAUCUAGCUCCGUCAUCGUAUGCAAGACAUGAUCCCAUCCAGAUCACCCGGUGGUACCAUCACGACUACGACUAUUGGCGCCUCGAUUAUCCUCCUCUGACGGCGUACCACUCCCUCUUGCUCGGCUUCCUCGCCCGACUGACGCCUCGCACCGCAGAGUUUGUUACAUGGCGUCCCCCGAGCGACGCGCCAAAAGAUGCACUCGCGGCGUGGGAGCAGAAUAUGGUCCAGCUAGAGCAAACUGGCGAAAUGAAGGCUUGGAUGCGCACCACGGUGAUAGUCGGCGAUCUCCUCGUCUACAUCAGUGCGGUCGUAGUCUACUGCAGCCGCAACUACGCCAAGAAAGAGAGUAGUAGCAGGCGUGCGCAACCCGUCGUGAGUCUCCCAGCGCGACCUGACCCGCUUGAAGUAUAUUUGCUAAAAAACCUACUCCCGAGCACAGAUCGUUGCGACACUAAGCGUGCUGCUGCAGCCGGCUCUGAUCUUGAUCGACAAUGGUCAUUUUCAGUACGUGUUUGAGGCCCAGCAUACCCGCACCGCAGUAGGAACUGACUGGCCCAUGCUCAUACCACCACCGCGCAGGUACAAUUCGCUCAUGCUGGGCUUGACCGUGUGGGCGCUCAACUUCUUCCAAAGUGGCUACGACCUGCUCGGAGCUGUCGCCUUCGUUGGGGCCCUGGGGUUCAAGCAGAUGGCCCUGUACUACAGCCCUGCCAUGUGCGUAGAGCCCGAGGCAUGGCUCAAUGGUUUGACCUUUUCCAGCGCCGCUGACCAUGAUAGACGCAUCAUUUCAGCUUCGCCUACCUGCUCGGGAAGUGCCUCUAUAGGGGCGGCCGUCUGGGCAUGUCGCUUUUCAUCAAUCUUGGCUUCAUCACCGUCGUCUCUUUCGGUCUACUUCUCUCGCCCUUCCUUUCCAAGCCUUCGGAGAUCCUCCAAAUCCUCGCGAGAAUAUUCCCCUUCUCCAGAGGUCUGUUCGAGGACAAGGUUGCCAACUUCUGGUGUGCGAUCAACGUCGUGGUCAAGUUGCGACAACUUGCGUCCGUGGCGUCGUUGGCCCGGCUCGCCCUUGUAUUCACUCUCGUGGCCCUGUUACCUUCGGUCAUUGGGCUGUUGUGGAUCAGUCGCGAGCUUGGUAUCAGGAAGCGCCAGAACGAAGCGGCGACUGGCCACACGAAAUCGGCGCAGCUGAAUGGAGCACCAGCAGCCACCGCGGAGUCCGCUACGGACGUAAUUCAGACGAUCAAGCUCCUUCCCCACGCUCUCUUCGUUUCUUCAAUGUCAUUCUUCAUGUUCUCCUUCCAGGUCCACGAGAAGAGCAUCCUGCUGCCACUGAUGCCCAUAACGCUGCUGAUGGGAGGACGUGAAGCCGGUUUUGGCCGGAUGGAUUGGGAAUGGGGCGUGCUGUUGAACAACGUCGGCGUGUUCAGGUACGGAAUCCACCCGAAUAACCUCCCAGCCCCCCAUUCCAUGAACUACCACUGACUUUUGAAUGUCCUUCACGAACAGUAUGUGGCCUUUGCUGAAGCGCGAUGGGGUGGGACUUGCCUACCUCGUGCUCACACUCGGAUGGAACUACGUGAUCGGGUACAAUCCUUUGGCACUGCGGCGAUCCUUCGUCAAAUACCUUUCGAUCGUAAGCUUUAUCUGUGAGAAUUCUGGCAACUCCCCAUUCCCCCUGGCUGAUAUAUCACUCUUCUCCCCGCGCAUAAGGCUUCCUACGCCACGAUCGCGCUGUUGCACGUCGUCGAGCUCGUCGCUUCACCACCAGCUCAUUUACCAGAUCUGUUCGUCGUUAUGAACCUGACCGUGUCGUGUGCAGUAUUUGGGCUCGGAUACCUGUGGGCCUCCAAGAGGCUUGUACAAGAAGGAUGGGCCGUGGUUGGGAUGAAAUGA